UCUAUAUCCGAUGCACAAAUACACGUAUCUAAGCAAUCCUACAACUUGGUUAUCUGAGGUUUGCGCGCAACUAUAACUUGUUCACCACGACAAUCUCACGUCUGAUAGAGUAAUGCCUGCGCCUUGGCAUGACGUCGCCGGAUGGAAUGACGCGACGCUCAGCGGCCGAGCAUAGAUAGGCAGAUUACGACUCACCGACUUUACGACUUACUGUAGUGACAGACCAUUAAACGCGAUCGAGACUUCAUACCAACAGCCUCAAGCUCAACAAUGGCGACAGCAACCCUCGUCGGCUCCACAGGCCUCGUCGGCUCGAACAUCCUCACCAGCCUCCUUGCGCACCCCACCUUCUCCGCCGUCUACGCCUACUCCCGCCGCGAUCUGCCCAACGCGUCUGGGUCCACAAAGCUCAAGCCCCUAACAUCCACCGACACCGCCUCAUGGCCGUCCCUCUUCCCCCCGUCCGCAAAGAUAUUCUUCUCCGGCCUCGGCACCACACGCGCAGCAGCCGGUAGCGUCGACGCGCAACGCGCCAUCGACUACGACCUCAACCUCUCUCUGGCCAAGGCAGCAAAAGCCGCGGGCGUAGAAACCUACGUGCUGAUCUCGUCUAGCAGCGCAAACAGCGCCAGCAGCAUGGCAUACCUCAAGAUGAAAGGCCAGCUUGAGGACGGCGUCAAGGCGCUGAAUUUCAAGCAUACGGUUAUCUUGAAGCCAGGGGUGAUUCAGGGCACACGCACGGAGUCGAGACCCGCUGAAGCUGUGGUUAGGGGAAUCGCAGGUGCGCUGAGGAAGUUAAGCCCCAUGUUGACGGACUUCUGGGUACAAGAUGCGGCGGCGAUUGCUAGAGCAGCGGUACAUGCGGGCGUGCAAUGCGUGGAGGACAAGAGAGAGCCGGGUGUUUGGGAAUUGGGGCAGUCGGAUAUCGUGGCUUUGGGGAAGCAGUAGGAUUGGAAACUACAUGGUGGGUAGCACAUGAGGUGCAUGCAGUGAGGUAAUCGUGAGUAAAGGACGUGUCAUCUCGAGAUACAUUUGGGUUCCCCGUGACUAUGUGGCACAUGCAACGAACCCACUAUCGACCGCGUCUGCUGAAGAGCCGCGUCGCUCUGAAUAUUUUGUCCUACCCGGCCUCGUCAUUCCACAUACGACCAUAGGACGUUGAAAACA
Dothidotthia symphoricarpi CBS 119687 is the source of this 1167-nucleotide messenger RNA. RefSeq names its product NAD dependent epimerase/dehydratase family protein-like protein. NCBI's taxonomy places the organism in Eukaryota, Fungi, Ascomycota, Dothideomycetes, Pleosporales, Dothidotthiaceae. The record is from RefSeq and is a predicted model, not a curated record. The transcript is spliced from 2 exons. Gene Ontology annotation, cellular component: cytoplasm. Gene Ontology annotation, biological process: import into nucleus. Bases 271 to 948 code for a protein of 225 amino acids.